CUCCGCACCUCCUGCCUGGUUGAUGGCAGCAGCGGAUCGGAGCUGGAUUUAAAGCUUUAAACUUUUUCCUUCCUCCUCUUAUUUUCGGUUUGUUUCUGGAGGUGGAGACCUUUUACGCGUGUGGCGCGCGGAGGAACACACACACGGAUCCGCGCAGAGAAAGCUUUCACACGGAGGGUACGGAGGAUUGUUCGGGGGCUCUGUGCACACGGACGCCGGGACUCUGAGGCAGGAACACCGGGACUAAGUGAGGACAUGUCGGCUGUGAGGACCGUGCAGCUGUUGGUGGUUGGACUGGUUUUGGUUUUGCAGUUUGUGAGGAAAACUGAGAGCACCGAGAACAACAAAGGGGUCUCCAACUCAUACGUUCAGUGGCCUUCUGGAGACGAGGAGGCAGCGGUGGACGUGAAGCUGUUCAGCCACAGGUGGAGGAGAUGGCUCCCCCCAAAACCUCGCAACAUGGACAGCAACAGGGCCAGCCAGGAGCAGAACCAGAACCCGGACCAGAACCAGGACCCGGAGCUGGAGGAACCUGAAGGAUUCCCGGGUGUUAUGUCUGCAGAGGAAACGGACAACAGCUCCCAGAUAGAGCAGGAAGACACAGAUCACAACUACUACACGUCAAAAUCAUACACCCCGACAGACCCCAUGAGCAAGGACUUGUGGGUGGACGUGGACCAGAUGCAGAAGGACAAAGUGAAGAUCCACGGGAUUCUGUCCAACACACACCGACAAGCAGCGAGAGUCAACCUGUCGUUUGAUUUCCCCUUUUAUGGACACUUCCUGCGUGAAAUCACCGUGGCGACUGGUGGGUUCAUCUACACGGGGGACGUGGUGCACCGGAUGCUGACUGCGACGCAGUACAUCGCUCCUCUGAUGGCCAACUUCGACCCGAGUGUCUCCAGAAACUCCACCGUCAUCUACUUCGACAACGGGACGGCGCUGGUGGUGCAGUGGGAUCACGUCCACCUGCAGGACAACUAUAACCUGGGCAGCUUCACGUUCCAGGCGACGCUGCACAACAGCGGCCGCAUCGUGUUUGCAUACAAAGAGAUCCCUGUCGACUUGUCCCAGAUCAGCUCUGUCAAUCACCCGGUGAAGGUGGGCCUGUCCGACGCCUUCGUGGUGGUCCACAAGAUCCAGCAGAUUCCCAACGUCAGGCGGAGGACGAUCUACGAGUACCAUCGCGUGGAGCUGACGAAGACCAAGAUCACCAACUCCACAGCCGUGGAGAUAAUGCCUCUACCCACCUGUCUGCAGUUCACCAGCUGUGGAGAAUGCAUUUCCUCUCAGAUCAACUUCAACUGCAGCUGGUGCCACCGGCUCAACAGAUGCUCGAGUGGCUUCGACCGCCAUCGCCAGGACUGGGUGGAUAACAGCUGUCCAGAUGAGACCAAGGACAAGCUGUGCGACAUCAUGGACACCACCCACCUCUACCCCUUCACCACCACCGUCGUCUCCAGAACAACCUCCAGGAUCGGAGAGGCGACUGUGGCGGGGGGGACGGCCUCCACCUCCCAUCCCCCCACCAGCGUUCCCACUGAAGACGAUACCAAGAUCGCCCUGCACCUCCGAGACAACCAGGUGCUUCCUGCAGAGAGCUCAGUAGACAGGAAGUCGCCACCUCUCCACACCGGUCUGAUCCUCGGCAUCCUGCUGGUGAUGCUCCUCAUGGUGGCGGGCGUCCUGCUCAGCGUCUACGUCUACCACCACCCCACCUCCGCCGCCAGCCUCUUCCUCAUCGAGAGGCGUCCCAGAAGGUGGCCGGCCAUGAAGUUCCGCCGGGGCUCGGGGCACCCAGCAUACGCGGAGGUGGAGCCGGUGGGCCCAGAGAAGGAGAUCUUCAUGGAGUCGGAUCAGUGCUGAGGGAUGCCCCCCCUCUCAGGAUCUGUGCACAUAAAGACUCGUUCGGACUGGAACCAGCAGUAAGAGACACCUGGACCCCAGACCAGCCUGAUGAACGGGGGGAGGGGGGAGGGGGGGCAUGUAUUGUAUAGACUGGACACUGUGUGGUGGAGGGGCGCAGGGUGAAUAUACAAAAUAUAUUUUCAGAGAUUUCCACUCGGUGGGUUGACUGGGUCGGCCUUCGUAUUUCCACUCACAGGGGGGGCACAUCUACCUGUACAGACCCGAUACUCUGAGGAGGGGGGGGGUCAGUGUGUCUGGUUUCAUUUGAGUGUUUUUUUUAUUGGGUGAUGGGCACGCUAUUCUACGGAAGAGGAUUAGGGACACAGGUCGGACCAAAAGAGGUUUCAGUUUCCUGAGAUUUGAAUCUGAAUACUGAGGAAAUAAUGUGUAAAAAGGAGGCGUUCAGAGAAGUCCCAAUGAGACACAAUUCUGAGGAACAAAGUAGGAACUAUAGGAAAAGAAUGGCGUGUGGGCCGGAUCCUCUCCCGUACUUUCCCUUACAUCCCGGGUUCCAUUUCUGUAUAUUUUUGGCCGGUUUUUAUUUCCUUCCUUCCGUGCCAUUGGUCCCCGGCUACAGUUUGCACUUUUUUUCCUGACUCGUGGUACUGAUGCAAAACGACAACACAGGCGCUUGUGAGUGUGCGUAUGCUGAGUGUGUUUUCUAAAGUGUGUGUGUGUGUGUGUGUGUGUGUGUGUGUGUGUGUUCUAAAGGAGACAGUGGAUAUCGGCCUGCUUUAUGGGGAGGAUGUGUGAGGUUUUAUUCCCAGUGUCGCCAUCAUCCCAGUAAUGUAAAUACCGAGGCCAGGUGCAGGUGCAGGUGCAGGUGCAGGUGCAGGUGCAGGUGCAGGUGCAGGUGCAGGUGCAGGUAACUCACAGCAGUACAACCUUUCUUGUUUUUUAUCAGUGGCCUUUCUUUCUCUACUUUUUUACUUCAAUGUGAAUACUAUUCCACACACGCGUCUACUGUCGCUCUCUGGAGACACACACCGAUGAUUGUAGACUCAUUUUAGAUCCUGGACUUCUACUGAAAAAUAAAGCGUGCAAUAUUAGCCGACACCCGUUUGGUUUUGACACUGUAAAUACAAUUUAUUUUAUAAACGCCUCAUCGUCGUCACAUUCAGACCAAAGACUAAUCACAUCUUGAUUUCAGAUAUUUAGCUCAACGCUCUGGAGAGAAAAACGAUGAAUUCAUUAACACCGGAUAAGUACAGCUCUUUGCCUUCACUUUAGCAUCCAUAAAACACCAUCAAUUUGCACCGCUGUUCGAUACAAAAACCCAUAACUUAACUCGGGUUCAGACAAUAGUGGUGCAGGAAUGAGUCCUAUAACCAAGCAAUGAGUCAGCGAUUUAGACCCCUCUUGUCCCUUCGGCUGGAAGUCAAUAGUUUUCUUUGGUUGUUUUGGAAUUUAAAAACGCUGGUCUGUCUAAAUUGAGCUGCCUUUAGCUUAGCGGGGGUGACGUGAAGUUCAUUUUUGCCGAUGGAACAAUGCUAACUUCCAGCUAAGCGUACAAAAAUAGGUCAUCGCUGCACCUCUCUACGUUAGUCCCGAAGUUGUCAAGGCGUCAGAUCAACUGAAAUUAAAACCACAAAUUUAAUUGGAUAAUCUGCACGUGUUAAAAGCUCAAUAGGCGGAGCAACAUACACAAAGGGGGCGGGGCUUAACUAACUGACACCUUCCAUUUAAACACAAUGUAACCAAUCAGCAGCACUCACGCACACAAACCAAAUCAAUGGCUCUCUGGCUGUCUUUUUUCUGUACAAAUGGCUGCUUUUCAAACCCUCAGACUCCUCAUAACUCGUCUCCGCAGCGCUGUCUGAGAACGGGGGGGGGGGGGGGCAGGGGUGCAGAGGGGCAGAGGGUAUCAGGACAAAGGGUUAGGGUCUGCAGAGAGUAACAUCUGCUUGUUGAACACCACCUGAAACUGAGAGUAUUUUAUAUCCGCUGUCAGAGGCUGGACCCUUUCACCCCUCCCUACCUCUGAUGACGAUAAACAGGUGUUUUUGAGACAGGUUACUCAUCACGAGACUACAAAUCACUCCGCAUCAUAGCCGUCUGUAACUUCUGUAACUACUGCUGUUUUGAUUACAUUUGAAAUAAUAAACGAUGUUGUUAAAAUCAGAAA
Molecule: messenger RNA, 4033 nt
Organism: Eleginops maclovinus (Patagonian blennie)
Lineage: Eukaryota; Metazoa; Chordata; Actinopteri; Perciformes; Eleginopidae
Gene: plxdc2b
Product: plexin domain containing 2b
Exons: 14
Coding region: 256-1866 (536 amino acids)
Source: RefSeq, a predicted model, not a curated record